UCUUGGAUAGGCGAUGGCAGUCUUCAGGGCUCUGGUGGCGGGGUGCAAGGGAGGUGGCUUCUGCACAUUUGGCAUGGAAGAAAGCCAGAAGCUGCCACACCUCCUCUGGGUGGAUGAAGUUGAGAGAAUACCUAAUGCGUGUAUUAGGAGGAAAUGUCUUGGUGAAAGGUGUGGUGUUGAAUUAGAAUCAUUGCAUAUAAAACUGAGCAAACAGAAACAGGAUGCAUAACUUCCCACAUAUCUCAGCUAUGACUAGUACUUACAGCAGCAUCGUAAUACAAAGACUGAAGAUUGUCCUAACCACAGCUAUGAUAUGUGACUGUUGGGAGACUGGGGAAUGGAAAGGGGUCAUGUGGCAAUGGUGGCAGGAGGAAGGAAAUAACGUCUUCACCUCCCAUAGUGGGAAGCCAGUAGAUAAGACUGAAAACAGAAGCAUCAUGACCAGUCGUACGGGCUGACAGAGAUUAUCCUCUUGACUUAAACCACAGUGAAACCUUCCUUCAAACUACAACAUUUCUUCCUGAAGACUUCACCUACUUUGCAAACCAUACCUGCCCUGAAAGGCUCCCUUCCAUGAAGGGCCCAAUAGACGUAAACAUGAGUGAAAUUGGAAUGGAUUACAUCCAUGAACUCUUCUCCAAAGACCCAACCAUCAAGCUCGGAGGUCACUGGAAGCCUUCUGAUUGCAUGCCUCGGUGGAAGGUGGCGAUCCUUAUCCCCUUUCGGAACCGCCACGAGCACCUCCCAGUCCUGUUCAGACACCUGAUUCCCAUGCUUCAGCGCCAGCGCCUGCAGUUUGCAUUUUAUGUGGUUGAACAAGUUGGUACCCAGCCCUUUAAUCGAGCCAUGCUUUUCAACGUUGGCUUUCAAGAAGCAAUGAAGGACUUGGAUUGGGACUGUUUAAUUUUUCAUGAUGUAGAUCACAUACCAGAAAGUGAUCGCAACUAUUAUGGAUGUGGACAGAUGCCAAGGCAUUUUGCAACCAAAUUGGAUAAGUAUAUGUAUCUGCUUCCUUAUACUGAGUUUUUUGGCGGAGUGAGUGGCUUAACAGUGGAACAGUUUCGGAAAAUCAACGGCUUUCCUAAUGCUUUCUGGGGCUGGGGUGGAGAAGAUGACGACCUCUGGAACAGAGUCCAGAAUGCAGGCUAUUCUGUGAGCCGGCCAGAGGGUGACACAGGAAAGUACAAGUCCAUUCCUCAUCACCAUCGAGGAGAAGUCCAGUUUCUUGGAAGGUAUGCCCUGCUGAGGAAGUCAAAAGAACGGCAAGGGCUGGAUGGCCUCAACAACCUGAACUACUUUGCAAACAUCACAUAUGACGCCUUGUAUAAAAACAUAACUGUCAACCUGACACCCGAGCUGGCUCAGGUGAACGAGUACUGAGAGGAGAGAAUGUAUGUUGGCUUUACCCACCGCCACCAAGAAAGCAGUCUGAUGAGAUUUUUUUUGUGGGGGGGGGGUCUACACAGCAAGAGAACAGAAAUACAGUGUCUCAUGAAGGAUCACAGGGUUUGGGGGGAAAUGUGACCGCACACGCACAAACGCCUUCACUGGAUCAGCUGCUGGGACCGAGGGAGUGAGCUUGGGGACAUCCUUCGUCAGCACUGGCUUUCUGUUUUCACAAGACAGACGUCUGUCCCGCUGCUCUCUCCCCGUCUCCUACCCCACAUCCUGUCUUAGCCACAGUCUCCAGAACCCGUGAUGAACUGUGAUCUGCCGUGGUCCUGCCGUGGAGCCUGUCCCUACAUGUGACCUUGCAGCCUCUUGGCCUUCAGAGCAGAGGCAAACCCAGCACAGGGCAGCUGCGUUUUAGGAAGAGCAAAUGAAACUCCACACCAUUCUUCUAUAUCUCUGGUGUUCUCUUUGGUUUCAUUUUUUUAAAAAAAUUACCUUUGGGUGGGGAUAGAGGGUGGAGGGGAGGGUAUUUGGGAAAGAUAAAUAGACAUAAAUAUAUAACAAUCACUUCUUGAAGAAGUAUAAUUGUAAAUAAGCCAUGUAAAAUGCCUUUUUAAAAUUUAAUUUCUAGCUGGCUCCAGUUCAAACCCAGGAUUUAUAUAUUAGACCAUUUAUUUGGUUGGCAAGUGCAGGAACUCAGUUAAAAUGCUGUUGAAGGAUAUCAUCUCCCGAAUGGCUGUUGCCUCGGGAAGGGAGUGGAUAUAGGGCAUGUCACAAAAGAACAAAAUAACCCGACCUUUAUUGCCGGGAGCUGGCUUCUGCCCCUUUCUUUCUCCCCACGAGUCUUGUCCUUGACUUCUGCUGUGGACUCACUCUUCCCUGUUGGCCACGUAUGCGCUCAUCCCACUCUCCGCUAAGCGGAGAGCAGGCUGCUUCCCGCCCAAAGCAGGCCCUCCGCGGCUCGCUGCGCACACAUCCCUGGCUCUCCCCACUUCAUGUUUUGUCCUUUUAUCAGCAUGUGGUUUGGGAGGGGGGUUGUAUGGGAACCCCUCCCCCCCUUCUUUUCUCUGUGGAAACUUGGCCACAGUUUCUGAACAAUGUGCCUACAUUACCAGCUGGCUUCAGUGAUUCCUCUGUUUCCCUUUUUGGUUUCUGGAAAGAUUCUUUGUCAACAUUAGUAACUGAUACACAGAACCAAGGAGCACUGGAGUAGGAAAGAAUUGAGCCAGGGAGCCGGUGACACUUGUGUGCUGUGGGGCAGCUGGGAUCCAGGAAAGACCGGAUUGAAGCUUUGAAAUUAGACUAACAAAGCUCCAGAUGGCAAGAGCCCAGGUGCGCUGCUUACACCCCCACCUGCAUUUUGAAGUCAUAUUCUUUUUUUUUUUUUUUUUUUUAAAGACAGGGUCUGGCUGUGUCUGUCACCUGGGCUGGAGUACAUCGGCACCAUCACAGCUCACUGCAGCCUCCAUCUCCCAGGCUCAAGCCUUUUCCCACCUCAGCCUUCCAUGUAGCUGGGACUACAGGUGCAGACCACCAUGCCUGGCUAAUGUUUUGUAUUUUUAGUAGAGAUGGGGUUUCGCCAUGUUGCCCAGGCUCCUCUCAAACUCCUGAACUCAAGCAAUCCACCCACCUUGACUUCCAAAGUACUGGGAUUAUGGGCAGGUGUGGGCCAUCAUGCCCAGCCUUGAAGUCAUAUUCUAAAUUGUAUUUGAAUUUGUGCCUCUUUGUUUUUUCCCCCGAACCAAAGCCCUCAAUUUGUAGUCCCCAUCCGCUUCUGCAGAAAUCUGGAAAACGCCAGUCCCUCCCCUCCUUUCUUUUCCAUACAGCAUAUUUAUAUAUUGUGAUGAGGAGUACUUUCUGAAGAGUACUUCGUAUUUUUUUUAAUUGCCUUGUUUGCCUUCAACUUCCUUGAUUUUCAUGGUUUACAUGGGUGUGUGUGGGGGGGGUGUGUGUGUGUAUAUACGUGUGGGUUAGGGCUUUUUUCGUUGCAUGUGAUGGUUCUGUGGACAUAUGAUCCCCGCAAACUGUGGGAGUGAUUGGCCAGGCCUUGUUUUUAUGUUUGUGUUUUCUUUUGAAGAAUAGAGUGGUAUUUAGAAAAUAAAUUGCAUUGCAAAGCUCUUAUCGGCUCGUAUGAGAGAGCAGGCUCCUGCCCUUGAAAAUGCUGGUAAGCUAUAGCAUAUGUUUUUUAAAACUUUUAAGCAUUUCAUGCUUUAAAAUACCUUCACAAGGAAACAUUACACCCAGAGGUUCAUUUGGUUUUCCUUUGUUUUAUGGUGCAUAUAGCAAUAAAGGACCCCGACCCCAUUUCGCCCUCCACCAUGCAACCCCACCCCCACCGGGCCUUUGUCCCUGCCGCUUUUCUCCCCUUCUCAUUCUCCUCUCCCUUUUCCUCACAGAAGGCUGUGAGUUGCUUUCAUUGUGACAACACUGUGAUGUCAUUUGGAAGGAUUUGCCAGUACAGACUGAUUCUGAAUUAUAGGCGGCAGUGUUGUUUGAAGCUCUACAUUACCAUAAUUGCCAUCAAGCACACACUGUUGGCAAAAGACUAACACCUGACUUUUGAAAUGCUUAUAAGAGAACAAAAGGAAAGGUCUCUUUUCACUGCUUAAAGUGGGGUCACUUCGAUACCCUUGCGGUCACGUCCAAGUCUGUCUGAUGAGUAUGGAAUCUCUGAAUGUAACUGUCAUGCAUCUACCAGGUCUUGAAUAUUAUAUGGGAAAUGUCAUAGUUAAAAACGUAUAGCCAGGCCCGUGUGCCGUUAAUAGCGUGGAAUUGUCAUGUUAAAAAAAACAGGAACCAAGUGUGACCUUGUGCAUAUGUUGACAGCUGAAAUUCUUCAUCGCUACUGAUGGGUGGCCCCUUAAAUUAACCUUGUCUUUGAUUGCUGUGUGCAGGGAAAGGUGUCCCUGUUCAUGCUGUUUUUGGGGGAAAGGGAGUACUUACAAGAAUACUCAUUUUGACAUAAUAGGUCCUCUUGUCAAGAGAUCCUCUACCACAGACAUUAAUAGCUGAGCAGCAGCCACAUGGAUUGAUUGUAUCCACCACCAUUGACAAUAGCAUUGAGCGUAGCUAGCUUAUUUCCAUCACUACGUGUUUUUGAGCUUGCUCUUAUGUUUUAAGAGGUGCCAGGGGUACAUUUUUGCACUGAAAUCUAAAGAUGUUUUAAAAAACACUUUUCACAAAAAAUAGUCCUUUGUCAUUACAUUAUUUACUCAUGUGUUUGUACAUUUUUGUAUGUUAAUUUAUGAAUGAUUUUUUCAGUAAAAAAUACAUAUUCAAGAACCAAA
Messenger RNA from Cebus imitator (Panamanian white-faced capuchin), 4679 nucleotides. RefSeq names its product beta-1,4-galactosyltransferase 5 (gene B4GALT5). The coding region runs from base 574 to 1380 and encodes 268 amino acids. The record is from RefSeq and is a predicted model, not a curated record. Gene Ontology annotation, molecular function: UDP-galactose:glucosylceramide beta-1,4-galactosyltransferase activity. Lineage: Eukaryota; Metazoa; Chordata; Mammalia; Primates; Cebidae. The transcript is spliced from 8 exons. Gene Ontology annotation, biological process: glycoprotein biosynthetic process; carbohydrate metabolic process.